Messenger RNA from Patiria miniata (bat star), 9032 nucleotides. Its product is annotated as mediator of RNA polymerase II transcription subunit 12-like protein. NCBI's taxonomy places the organism in Eukaryota, Metazoa, Echinodermata, Asteroidea, Valvatida, Asterinidae. Gene Ontology annotation, biological process: regulation of transcription by RNA polymerase II. The record is from RefSeq and is a predicted model, not a curated record. Gene Ontology annotation, molecular function: transcription coactivator activity. Bases 38 to 6496 code for a protein of 2152 amino acids. Gene Ontology annotation, cellular component: mediator complex. The transcript is spliced from 37 exons.
UUCAAUUUCAGAGGGGGGAAAACAUACAGGGCCCGUCAUGGCGGCUUUCGUCCACUACGGAAAUCGGCCGCUAAAAAGACCGAGAUUAGGGGCCCCAGACGUCUACCCACAGGACCCAAAACAAAAAGAAGAUGAGCUCACAGCAACCAAUGUAAAGCAAGGCUUCAACAAUCAGCCUGCCUUCGCAUCCGAUGAGUAUGGCUCAGCAAGGAACAGUCACAUCAACCCGAACAAGUUCGGUGCUUGUUUUAGCACCCUCGUGGCCGAGAAACAGAAGGUCAACACAUUCCAAGACUCAGGAAAGAAGAAAAUACAGAUUUCCAAGGACAACUACUACCCAGUGACACAGACCACCAAGUCCAAAGCAGGAUUGCAGGCUUGGUUCCAGGAUCUGGCAGGCAGCAAGCCUCUGCCUUACCUGGCAAAGAGGGUCCCCCUUUUCAACAAGAAGGAUGACAUUUUUGUGACCCUGUGCGAGUACGACGUACCCUUGGUGCGGGCCACGUGGUUCCUCAAGAUGACCGCCGCCCACUCGGCCGCCAUGUCUGAGACCAAGAUGAAGAAGCGAGCACCGAACGACCCCUCACAAGACUGGUGCCAAAUGCUGACCAAGUUCUUGCGGGACCAACUGACCAAGAUCAUCGAGUACCAUCACACCUUAGCCGCCACCCAGUCCGCCGCCAUGUCUUGCCUGGGGUCUCUGUCGGCCCCCUCUAGUCUGCCCUCGGAGAUAGAGCACGCCUUCAAUUUGUGGCAGUACAGUUGCCGACUGACCAGGUACCUGUAUCAGGAAGGGAUGCUGGAAUGCCACGAGUUUCUGUCUUGGCUGGUGGAAAUCACUGAGAAGGUGAAGCCGCACGACGACAACACGUUCAGAAUGGUGCUGCCGUUCAAUCUACAGUUUUUGAUGGAGUUCCUACGGAGUCAGAUGUUGUCUCGUCGCCUGGCCUACAUGUGCGUCCGUCGUCUGACGGCAAUCAUCAACGAUGCUGCAUGCGCCACCAACCCACCCACACCAUCACCACACAUGGUGACGUCACCCACAAGUGUAACCAUGCCGACAAACCAGCCCACCCCCCAGCAACCACUGGCGGCCAUCUUUGCCGAGUACACCUCCUGCCCGCAGCACCGGCCCAUCAUCGUAGGGCUGAGUAUCAUCCUGCAGCACAUCACGCUGCUCUGUCCUAGCGCCCUCGUGUGGAUCAACAUCGGCGAGGGCAAGAGCAUUAACGUCCCCGGCUCCCCGCUGGAUAUCCUGCCCUGCGCGCCCAGUAGCUUGCCCCUGCCUGGCCAGCCAUCCAUACAGAACCACCAUAUUCGGGCCUCAAUCCGUAACGCCGAGCACCAGAUCAAAAUGAGAAGUCGAGCCGCUGAGGUGAGGUGGUCGUCAGACAAGUGUCAAGAAUCAACCACAGACUCCAAGAUGGCCGCCCUUUGUUACCAUGGCAACAACCCUGAUAUGUCAAUGUAUAACCUGGGAGGUCAUACAAUCAGUCGUGUGCUUCAUGUGCUGGAGUUGCUAGACAGACACUGCUUCGACCGAUGCGACUCCACCAAUUGCCUGGACUCCCUGUACAAUAAAAUCUUCAACAGCCCUCCCAACAAAGACGGAGCCGAUUUGCCGAUGAGUGACGAUCCCAUUAUCUUGCUGCUGUGUGAAUGGGCAGUCUGCUCAGAGCGUAACGGUGAACACCGAGCCCUGGUUGUGGCCCAGCUCCUGGAGAAACGUGUCGUUGACUUGGAAAGCGAGAAGGCAGAGGCAGACUUGUUGGAGGAGAAGGAAUCUCUCUCCACGGUUUCCCUCAUGCCGGGAUCCAUGCCCAUGCUCCAGGGCCUUCUCACGCACUUCCUGGACACCCAGGCACCAAUCUAUGUUGACGAGCAUGGCCCGAUUGACGACAGACGAGCCUUCGCCAGUCUGGUCCUUCUCUUCAGCGAGCUGAUCCGCUGCGACGUCUUCUCCCACGAUUCUUACAUGUGCACCUUGAUCUCCCGAGGCGACCUGACGACGAGCCCUCCGCCCCCGGCAAACAGCGAGCCCCCGCCCUCCAGCGAGAGAAUGGAGGUGGAUCCUGAGAAGAGAACACCGUCUGAGAUCAAGGAAGAGCCAAAGGACAUGGAUGACAUUGAAAUCAAACAAGAGCCCGAGGAUAAAGAAGACUACGACGACUCCGAUGAAGAUGUAAAACCCGGCGCCCUCCAGAAGAAGGAAUCCGUCUCCUUCCAGGAGAAAUUCCUGGAGGCCAUCCAGUCCAACAAGCUUACCACGGAGCCAGACUUCUUCGAGGACGAGAAAGAAGACAGGAAGAAGGUCUUCCGCGAGGGGGCAUCCCCCUCCCCGUAUCUCCCCAAGCCCAACCGGCACCUCAUGUACGCCACCCACUUCCCCAUCCCCCAGGACGAGAUGUCGGCCCACGAGUGCAACCAGCGGCUGGUGCUCCUCUACGGCUUUGGGAAGGCCCGGGACGAGGCGCGGCACGCCACGAGGCGAAUCCAGAAAGAGACGCUUCGUGCCUUGGGCAGCAAGAAGGAGACCCCGGGCAAAGCCAAGCAUAUCAAAUCGGAAGGCCAGCCCGUCAGCUUCGAGCAUGUCCUAGAGCGGUACCGGACGCUGUCCUUCUUUGACCAGCACAUGGUGACGGCGGCCUGCGCCUCCCACGUCCUGGAGCAGGUCCAGAGCUGUACUCGAGGCUCCCUGGACAACCUCCCCUCUGUGGAGCAGAUCACCCUGGUCUUUGAGCUGAUGGAGAACGCCUUGAACAUCCAUGCACUCUUGGACUUCUCAGUCCAGCUUCUGAACUACAUGAGCAUCGUUGAGGUAACACUGACGCAGAAAUCCUCCCCGCUGGCUGGGAAUUACACCCCUAAUCUCUGCUUGUCCAUCGUGGCAGUGCUGCGGAGAUACCAGGCCUGUUUGCUGGUGUCACAGGAACAAACAGCCACUGUCUUUGAGCUGCUGUGUGGCAUAGUCAAGCAUGUUACCAAUGUGACUGUAUGCUCCUCUGCUGAACGCUGCAUCCUGGCAUACCUGUAUGAACUCUACACUUCAUGCAGUCACGUCAAGGCCAAGUUUUCCGACAUGUUCAGCAGCGUUGCAUCCAAGGUGAAGCAGACACUGUACACCAGUGUGCAUCCCUCCGAGUCCAAUCCGCUAUGGAAUCCUAAACUCCUGCAGGACUACAUCCAGAACCCCAGGGGUCGUCAGUUUCACCACACCUCAUUAGGCAAACAGCUGAAUGAGAGCUCCACAGACCGCUACAGCUUUGUGUGCAAUGCCCUACUCAGCAUUUGCUGCCCUACAGAUGUGCAAAUGUUGAAUGACCUAUCCAUCAUGUGUGCUGAGCUGACGUCAUGUUGCAGUGCCCUCAGCUCUGAGUGGCUGGGCGUGCUUAAGGCUCUCUGCUGCUCAUCCAACCCAAGCUGUGGAUUCAACGACAUCCUCUGCCAAGUUGAUGUGAAUGAUCUGUCCAUCCAUGACUCGGUCGCGGUCUUUGCCGCCAUCUUGAUCGCCAGGCAUUGCUUUGCAUUGGAGGACGUAGUGGAACACGUGGCUCUGACGUCUCUGCUGGACUUCACUACGCCGUCACUCAAUGCUGGAACUCAAAUGGAGUCAGACGCAGAGCCCGGAGCCAGACUCAUGUGCCGGCUACUACUGCGCUUGCUGACCACGGGUCCGUUGCCAGGCCAGUCGGACAAGAACGGCUACUACGUCAAGUCGUCAUGUGACCAGCACCUUCUGGCCGCAGCCCAUCAGAGCAUCAGCGUGGAGGCGUUGGUCGGUGUCCUGAAGGCAAUCUUGCUAUUGGGUGAGGCCGGCGUGGGCGGAGGCACCAGCGGCAGCUUUGAUGACUUCACGGACGACCCGAAAUCCUCCAGCUCCAUCGAGACAGCCAGCCUGAGUGAUUACGCCAAGUUCACUCUCAAGACCAUCUGCAGCCAGAGCUGGGUGCGGGAGAUCUUCCUGAAGGAUCCGGACCGGCUCUGGACCAGGGAGGUGCUGCUGGACCAAGUCUUGUCCCACAAACACGCUCACUACUUGGUGCAACUCAUCUGCUACCCUAAUGGAGUCCCGCCGAUAUCGGACGGCAGUUAUGAGAGCGAGCAGAAGCAGGCUAUUACUAGAAUACUCAGGAGUCUUGACCAGUGGACACUGCGAGUCUCGUGGCUGGAGCUACAACUCAUGCUGAAGCAGUGUGCCAACUCCGAGAUGAACCCUCUCCUGGACAACAUCGCCAAGGCAACCAUCGAGGUAUUCCAGCAACAGCAGGGCGACGAGGGCUCGGCAGCUUUGAAGAGCGCCCCCUUGAGUCAGAACGGACAAAGGAAACUGGUGCAACAAAUCAAGUCAGAGCAGGAGCGUAGCGGUGUCUGGCUGGUAGCUCCCCUCAUCUCCAAACUAUCCAGCCAAGUCCAGGGACGUGUCCUGAGAGCUGCUGGCAAUGUCCUGGAGAGCGUGGGACAGACCUGGUCCAAGUCCAGCAAGGACAAGGACAAGCAUGGACAAAAAACUCAGAUGUCCCUUGUGAGCCACCAGCCCCUCUUAUCCUUGGUGUUGACCUGUCUCAAGGGUCAAGACGAGCAGCGUGAAGGCCUCCUGACAUCCCUCCAGACACAACUCACUCAGUUCCUGCAGUCCCCUAAAGAUGAUCGUUGGGAGGAUGAGCAGAGUCGUAGGAUGAUGCAUGAAGCUCUGCAGCUAAGACUGAGUCUGGUGGGUAACAUGUUUGACACCAUCCUACGCAGCCAGCAAUGGACCACAGAAUUUGCCCUGCUUCUACUGCAGCUAAUCACCACAGGAACCGUGGACACACAUUCCAACAGCGAGCUCUUCACCACAGUCCUGGACAUGCUGUCCGUCCUGAUCAACAGCACCCUGUCCAGCGACUGCAGCGAAGGGGAGAAAGGCCGAGAGCACCAGACGCUCAUCAAGAAGCUCAAGAAGGAGCUCGGGGACAAGCACUCGUACGACAUCGACCGUGUCCGGCAGCUCCUGCCGGUACCUAAGAAGACCUGUGACGUGGUGACUGUGGAGCCCAUGGGCAGCCUGAUUGACACUAAGGGAAACAAGAUCGCUGGCUUUGACUCGAUUGAUAAGAAACAGGGUCUGCAAGUGGCCUCCAAGCAGAAGAUCAACCCCUGGGACACCCUGGAGGCCUACAAGAACCCUGCCCCUCUCUCCUGGUCCUUCUUCCGGGCAGUCCGCAUGGAGCGCAAGCCCCUCAAGUACCAGGAGCAGUUCCGCCUGACCCACUACCACACCCACAACCGGGAGAAAUCCGACGAUUACUACUUCCAGCCGCCCCAGCUGCCCCCGGACGAGGAAGAGCCGCCGCAGCCAAUCAGCAGCCAGGAGGCGGAGAAGGUUGCCAUGGACUCGUCGGGCAACAGCCUAUCAGAGAGCAGCAAAGGGGAGGGGAGUAGCGGGGGCGGGGCCGGGGAGAUGACCAGCAGCACCACUACGAGCAAAAAGAGGAAGCGGGCACCGAGGAAGAAGACGCCCACACCGGGCCAGCAAAUCAUGAGAGAGCCGUUUUCUUACAACCAGGGCAUGGCAGGUUUUCCUGAGCGUCCAUUCAUGCAACAGCAGCAGAAUUACAUGCAAGGCCCGUUCCCCUACCAACAACCACUACCACCAGCAGGACCUUCUCGCAUGGACCGGCAGAUGCCCAUCGGCGGCAACUCCAAGGCGGCACUGCGCAACAUGCUGGUGGAUAGGAAACAGCCGGGGAACCAGGGACACAACCAAGCGUCGUAUCACCUGAUGCAGAAGCGACAGCAGAUGGCCCAUUUCAAGCAGCAGCAGCAAGCAGCGCGAGCCAUGGGGGGCUCCAACGUCUCAGGGGACAUGUACAUGCCUUACAAUAAGGGUCCCCAUGAAGGACCCAUGCACCACAUGCAGCCUGGACAAUCUCAGGUGCCGACCUCAGUGAGUUACAGUGGUUACAGCGGCCAGAUAAUGCAGCAGGGGCCGCUACCCAACGAGACCAUGGUCUCCCCUAACUACAGCCACUACAGCGCCCACGGGGGCCAGCCCGUGGGGCCCGGGGGUAUGAUGGGACCCGGGAUGGGACGGCCACAGCUACAGCAGGGCCAGCAGGGUUACAUGAGCCAGCACAGACAGGUGCCGGAAGCUGUCAGCAGGCUGCAGCAUCAGCUGCAACAGCGAGCCUCCUCCAUGCAUCACGGCGUGGCACAGGGCAACCUGAUACCCCAGAACCAGCCCGGCGCCCAGCACACCGGCGCCCAGCCUUACAUGCCGCAGGAUCGCCAGCGCCAGGCGCUGCAGCAGCAGCGGCUUGCGGUCCUGAAAACACAACAGCAGCAGCAGCACCAGCAGCAGCAACCGCAGCAUCACCAGCAGGAUCAGCAGACAGCUAGCCUGGUCAGCAGACUCAAGAGUCAGAUGACGCAGGGAGCCCCUGGGAACAUGGGGCCUGGCCAGGCUAUGCAGCAACAACCCCCACCACAGUAUAACCCCUACCAACAACCGUAUUGAGUUGAACAAUGCUACACGUGGUCGUAGUCGAGUCCAAUCACAAGGCAGUUCACAAGUCCAGUCACAACUAGAUCACAAGUCCUGUCACAAGUAAAUCACAAGACAGUUCACAAGUCCGGUCGCUAGUAAAUCACAAGACAGUUCACAAGUCCAGUCACAGGUAUAUCACAAGUCCAGUCACAAGUAAAUCACAAGGCAAUUCACAAGUAAAUCACAAGUCUUGUCACAAGUAAAUCACAAGACAGUUCACAAGUCCGGUCGCAAGUUAAUCACAAGAAGGUUCGCAGGUCCAGGCGCAAGUUAAUCACAGUUUGCAAAUCCAGUUACAAGGCAAUUCACUAGCCCAGUCAUAAGUCAAUGACAGUCAUAAGUACCACUGGGCGAGUAACUCCAUUACUCGAGCACUCACGAGUAGUUUAUGCCACUCGUUGAUCCACUCGUGGUUUUUCAUCUACUCGAGUACUCGUCCUGGUGUGAGUAGAAGCAGGUACUCAGGAGUAGCAAUUUGGGGUUCAGGGUUCACGGCUUAAUACGUCCCCUGCAAACAGGGAAUCACUCCCUCCACCUCUCUCUCCCUAGGAUUCCAUUCAUCAAACAAACCCAACAAAUUCAAGUAAAUGACCUGAAACGUCGCACAGUAUAACUCAGUGCUGAAGAAGGUGGUGUGACUUGCAUGCUAUUUGUUAGUUGGUACUUCCUGUCAUACUAACGUAUAUGUCAUUUCCCUGCUUUUUAUAGAAAUUCAGUUAACUACUCACGAGUACUUGACUACUCACGAGUACUUGACUACUCACGAGUACUUGACUACUCACGAGUACUUGACUACUCACGAGUAACUUCUCUGCGAGUACUCGAGUAGAAAAAUCCUCUACUCGCCCAGGCCUAGUCAUAAGUGAAUAGGUGUGCCCUAGGCACCAAUUUUGAAACCACCUUCAAUGUGAGUUUUCCUCCAAAUGAUACCAUUUAAGACAAAAUAAUUUCACAGGGGUAUUUGAUACCAGUCCUAUCUUCACUUUGAGCACGGUUUCUGUCAUUAAAUAAGCCAGUUUUGUAUCUCGAUGAUAUAGUCCAUGUCAAAGGUCAUUCAGGAUAAAAUCGCUGACGUGAUGAUACUUGAUGUUACGCGGACGCCCAUUCUGCUUGUAAUUAACACGCGAGCGUCGUGCGUCCGGGUGCGUGUACACGUCUAUGCGCAUUUAUGAGCGUUCGAUUAUCCUGAAUGACCCGUGACCCAUAUGUUUGUGCUCAUGCGCACACUGUGCUCAUGCGCACACUGUGCUCAUGCGCACGCUGUGCUCCUGCGCAGUUGAAAUACCAAACUGGCUUAUUGGUAGAGACUUUUCCUGGUAAUUCAAAAUGAUCCAACAUGGCUUUAAGAUGGGGUGAAAUAGUCUGGUACCCAUGAAGCAAGGACAGACUGUACAUUGACAUACAUACGUCCAAUUUCUUUUUUGCGUCGGAAGGAAGAGGUUUAUCUUCAACAAUGUCAUGGGUAGGGAGCUGAAGACAUUAUUUGUGCUAACAUUUUAUAAUUGUGCAGAAUUUUGGCCAAUAAUCGGAACGAUAAAAUUGUCCACUAUUCCAGUGUGUGUAUAUAUGCUAUUUUAACUGGACAAGUCAGUCCACUAUUUAAUGUAAUAAUUCAUAUUGAAAUAAUGCGGAAAUUUUGGAAUUUUGACAUUCGUUAAAUAUUUAAAGCUAUUAAGGAAAAUACAGUUUAACCUUGAAAAGUGAAAUGUUUCCAAAAAGUGCUUUUUAGAAGGGAAGGAUGCUGACAAUUGAAAUCAUAGAAAGUUGGAAUAUUUCCACUGUUUGCUGAAAUGGAAUAUGCUUUUGCGUCAUCCUAUGUUCUAAUUAACUGAGAACGCUAAUUAGACUAUGAGGUGUAUCUCUAAAAAAUCAAAAAUGUUGCACCACGAAGUGGUGUAUCGCAAUACGCCGUUUUACACGCUAAUUCCCAUAGUGCUAUGACGUCACCAAGGAACGUCGACAUGAAAAGUGUGAAUUUAGCGUUUCACAAAACCGACGUAUCUCCGUAUCUGGCACACAGCCACCAUUACGCGCAUUGUAUGAAAUACGAUAAACAUGAUAAAAAUCUGUUUCACAAAGUGACGUGUAUCUUGGGAACUGAAUUUCUCAAAAACUAAGCAACUCAGAUGCACACGGAUUGCAUACAAUAAAGUUUAAUCUAUGAUGUACUAGCAAAAACGAAACAGUUUGAAUUCUUACACAGGGAGUAUAUGGAAUGAGCCUACAAAAUAAUGACCGACUUAAAAUCGAUUUUUCUCAAAACACAAAAAAAUGUGAUACGUCGGUUCAUGGUGCAACCAACGAUAUUUUGUAAGUUAAUCGAACGCACUAUUUGAUAACUCUGUUUUUCAUUCUUGAAGGUGUACUAUGCACCGAGUCCAUACAGGGCAUUUUUAUGUAUACGUUUUGCAAGAACAGGUGUUUUGUCAACACAUUGGAAACAGGUGGUGAAAUGUCAACAAAGCAUAUUUACCACACCACAAAGUGACAGAUCAACCAAAAUUAU